CACAAAGAAUGUUUGUCAUUUGACAACGCUGAACGCUGUUACAUAUGUGUGACGUCAAUUUUCAAUUCCAUACAGUUUUCCUUACGAAAGAACGUCGCGCAUCAGUUGCGUGAGGUGAAACACGGUUCCGUGAAAUUUCUCUUGAAUAUGUAACGAUAAAGAAAUAAUUUAGUGUACAUUACAAAAAGAAAAAAAAUUUAAUUCUAAAUCCGUAACGUUUUGUUGCAAGUCGGACAUCACAAAGUUUCGAUUUACUUAAAAAUGUCUUAUCGUUAAGCAAUGCAUGCGUAUUGCUCACUUCGUGCAUGUGCGGAUAUUUGUGUAUAGACCCAAGUAUGCAUAUAUUUAUACAUAACAAAAUCGUAAAGUGAAUAUAAAUAAUUUUCUAAUACUGGCAAUACAACUUAUUUUUAAGAUCUCACCACAAUGGCAUUCCUUCAGGCAACAUGCUCCAUAUCAAUACUGUUCUUAUUAACUAUUUUCAUACACGAUUGUCGAUCGUCAUCGACACCUUUCGAAUGCGUUCGAACUGCUAAUUGUUCCUGUUACAUCCAUCAAGCAAAGUACGAUUUUUACUGCCCUUCGGACGAGGAGGGGUUUAAUUUCUUCGUAGAACCCAAGAAGCAAUUGAACUUCCCUAUUUGUAAUAGUGACAAAUGGAAUCUUGAUAUAUUUCCUAACUUAAAUGUCGGAGAAAUUGAAUAUCUCCAAUUUAGAAUGUGUCCCUUUCCCGACACUUUCAAAAUGAUUAUGGACAGGUUCGGGGCAAAAAACCCGAAAACUUUAAAAUUCGAUAACAACAGCGAUAAUAAAGACAAAACGAUAUCAAGGCAUUUAUUUGAUGGCCUGUCCGGACUCGAAUCUUUGAUAUUGAGCGAAAACAGAAUCCGAUCAAUUACUGAUGACGCGUUUGAUGAUCUUGGCAGUUUGACGAUGUUGGAUUUAAGAGCAAAUAAUUUAGAAUUAAAACCUACGAUACUCAAAAACCUAAGAAAUUUAACGUUACUGGACUUAUCAGAAAAUCACUUAACACAUAUUCCCGAUGGAUUGUUUGAUAAUCUUUUAAACCUUAAAUUCAUAUAUCUGAGGAAAAACGAUUUAACUGAUUUACAAGAUAAUCUCUUCCAACCCUUGAACGAUUUAAGACUUUUAGUGCUUUCCUUCAAUAAAAUUCAAAAGUUAAACAGCACCACAUUUGUACAUUUGAAGAAUAUAGUGGAAAUUGAUCUUACAGCUAAUAAUAUUUCGGAAAUUUCAGAAAAUACAUUUUCCGAAAACAGGAAACUCACAAAACUUUUAAUCAAAAGAAAUCCGCAUCUAGCAUCGCUGCCCGUUGGACUGUUUUCUAAUUUGAAAGAGCUUGAAACCGUCGACUUGAGUGAAAAUAAUUUAGAAUUUUUACCGAGCAAAUUGUUUGAAAAUGACUCCAGCAUACAAAACAUAAUAUUAAGAAGAAACAUGCUAACGGAUAUUCCAGAAAAUAUAUUUGAUGGCCUAAAAAGUUUAAACAAAUUGGACUUGAGUUACAACAAAAUCGCAUCUAUAUCUGCUCAAACAUUUUAUCCGCUGACUAAUUUAAAAAAUCUCAUGCUGCAAUAUAAUUCGUUAACGAACAUAACUAACGAUAUAUUUUCCGAAUUGACAAUGCUCGAGGAAAUCAAUCUCGAGAUGAACGCCAUACAUACAGUUGAUGAAGGGGCGUUUCAAAGAAAUGAAUAUUUGAAGAUUGUUCGAAUGGGACAUAACGAAAUUAAGUAUAGUAUGUCAAAUUCGCCUUUUCGGAAUUGUAUAUACCUGGAAGAACUGUUUUUAAACAACAACUUGAUGGAAGAAUUUGCUGAGAAUAUCAUCACUAAAAAUACUCUCAGGCUAAUCGACAUGAAGUACAACCGCAUUAAAAAUAUUUCGAGUGUACAACUUCAAAAACUGACACCGUUUAAACUGAUCCUAGAUUUUCGUUACAACAACAUAACCGUAGUGGAACUUGACUUGCUAGAAGUGCUUGCAACAAGUCAAGACAAACUGUUAGAUGCAGCUUCCAAAACUCCAGACGACGAUUUUGUUAUUUAUAUUGCCGGGAAUCCAAUCGAAUGCGAUUGCAAAGCUUUUCAUUUAUCAAGAUACGUGGAAGGUUCGAUGUAUCCAGAGGCCUUAGCAUACAUGCAGAUUGAAGUCGGUGAUGCAACAUGUAAAUCGCCCAACUCUCUUGCUGGUUUCCCAAUUUCAAAAUUAAAAUCUAAAAUGAUCACCUGCUCUUUAACACAAUUUUAUGGCAAUUCCAGUUUAUGUCCCGAAAGUUGCAUUUGCGAAACUCGCCCUUGGGACAAAUCUUUGAUCUAUGAUUGUUCGAAUGGAAACAUCUCCAAUGUACCUAACAUUAUUUUGCCUGGCGGAAAUUUGUACAAUCAAACAGAAGUGCAUUUAGAAGGGAAUCACCUGACUCAAGGACCCGUGGAAGGAAUGGGCUAUGAGAAAACCACCAGAUUGGUAUUAUCCAAUAAUAAAAUUCAAGAAAUUAAGUGGUUACCACCAAAUAUUCAGGUAUUACACUUUGAUCACAACAACAUUAGCUUCUUGAGUUACGACAUUUUAAAGCAAUUGAACGAAUCAACUGUCAAAAAUAUUUCUUUGGAUCAUAAUCCUUGGAGGUGCGACUGUGAUGCUGUUAACCUAACGAAUUUUCUCAAGGAAAAUUUGCUCCGCAAGCAGUACAAUCCCAAAAGUAUCACGUGUGCUCAGUCAGGAAAAUCAUUAAUAAAUCUGAACAUCAACAACUUGUGUCCAACGUAUCUUUCAUUCGUCCUGGGCAUAAGCAUGUCGCUUCUUAUCAUCAUGUUCCUGGCAGCAUUGUCAAUAGCAUUGUACUACCGGUACCAACAAGAGAUCAAAGUGUGGUUGUUUGCCCACGACAUGUUUCUGUGGUUCAUUACAGAAGAAGAGGUGGAUAAAGACAAAUUGUACGAUGCUUUCAUCAGUUAUUCUCACAAAGACGAAGAUUUUGUUACCGAAAAACUUCUCCCGAUACUCGAAGAUGGCCCUCAUCCGUACAAGCUCUGCCUCCAUUUUCGAGAUUGGAUUCCCGGAGAGUUUAUAUCGAAACAAAUUGCCCAGUCGGUGGAAAAUUCACGAAGGACGGUUGUUAUAUUGUCGGAAAGCUUUUUGGAAAGUGUUUGGGGUAAAAUGGAGUUUCGAACCGCUCACACUCAAGCCAUGAGUGAGGGUAGGGCUCGAGUGAUAAUAAUAUUGUACGGGAACGUUAAUUUGGAUAACUUAGACGACGAGUUGAAGUCGUACUUAAGAACGAAUACAUAUUUAAAAUGGGACGAUCCAUGGUUCUGGAAUAAACUUCGAUACGCAUUGCCUCACCCUCAAAGGGCUUUCGACAAGAAGGUGCAACGUAAUAACAACAUUAUGUUAACAUUACACGACAAGUUAGACUUGAUAACAACCCCCACCACACCCAACGCAGGAAGCACCCCACCUGCAGUAUCACUAGAUCCCCUACUUAUUAAGGAUAAUCCUCUGGACUUUAGCAAGACUGAACUUCGAAGCACUGCACCCGCUGCAGAGGCCUAAACUAAACAUUUAUGACAUUAGUUUGAGAUUUUAAAAUGCAAUGAGGUGUGACCCGAAAAUUAUUAUAUAAUAACGAAUUUUUUUUUAUAUACGUCGCAUUAUAUUGUGGUUUUUAAAUGUGAGCUACGUAUAUGACCGACGCUAGUCUGUGAUGCAAUAUGUAAAAAUAUUUUCAGUCAUAAU
Messenger RNA from Agrilus planipennis (emerald ash borer), 3759 nucleotides. RefSeq names its product protein toll. The record is from RefSeq and is a predicted model, not a curated record. Gene Ontology annotation, cellular component: membrane. The coding region runs from base 427 to 3576 and encodes 1049 amino acids. Gene Ontology annotation, biological process: toll-like receptor signaling pathway; immune response; inflammatory response. The transcript has 5 exons. NCBI's taxonomy places the organism in Eukaryota, Metazoa, Arthropoda, Insecta, Coleoptera, Buprestidae. Gene Ontology annotation, molecular function: transmembrane signaling receptor activity; protein binding.